AUGGCACCAAACAAGGGCCCAGAUGAUCCCUACCACCACAAGUUUCAUUGUGGUGGCAAACAUCGCAAGGGCCACUGGUGCUGGACCGAUGCUGAAAUCAAGAGCCUCAAGCACCAGGCGGGUGUGCUGCACCUCGAAUGGCCUAGCAUCGCCAAGUCCUUCAAAAUCGACGGCUUCGUCCGACACGACGCACUGCAAUGCUUCAAGAAGUGGACCGAGUACAGGGACUCGACUGCACAAACACCUAUCAGGUCCACGACACUUCAAGAGAAUACACCGGCUUAA
Molecule: messenger RNA, 285 nt
Organism: Diaporthe citri
Lineage: Eukaryota; Fungi; Ascomycota; Sordariomycetes; Diaporthales; Diaporthaceae
Exons: 3
Coding region: 1-285 (94 amino acids)
Source: RefSeq, a predicted model, not a curated record